This is a messenger RNA of Metarhizium acridum CQMa 102, 321 nucleotides long. The record is from RefSeq and is a predicted model, not a curated record. NCBI's taxonomy places the organism in Eukaryota, Fungi, Ascomycota, Sordariomycetes, Hypocreales, Clavicipitaceae.
AUGUUGCCCCUCAGUCUUCUCAACGCCGCUCAAGGGCAUCCCAUGCUUGUGGAGCUCAAAAACGGCGAGACCCUCAACGGACAUCUGGUCCAGUGUGAUACAUGGAUGAACCUUACCCUACGAGAAGUUGUACAAACUAGUCCGGUGCGUCUAACCGUUCAGUCGGCUAGGGAUGGCCAACAGCGAGAAGCUAAUAUUGCGCAGCGAGGCGACAAGUUCGUGCGGUUAAAAGAAGCUUACGUCAAAGGCAACAAUGUACCGCCCUUCCCAGUCCUCCUUCGCCAACAGCAGGCGUUGGGACCUUGCACAGAAUGCGGCUAA